AUGAUCGCUAUCCAGCAGAAUUUAAAUAUAACACCUUUUCACGUGCGAGUGUCUACGGAAAUACCUAUCGGCGCCGGUCUUGGCGGUUCGACAUCUUUCGCGGUAUGUCUGGCAGCGUGUUUUUUAUACUGGAAGAAUCUACAGUCGGAAAAUCCAAUUGAAUUUGAUCAUGAUCUUCUUUUGGAGUGCGUUAAAAUUUAUGCUAAAUUUUACGAGGAAUUGCAAGACAACGAAUGCGCGUCGGUCGAUACCAGCGUUUGCAUAUUCGGCAAUAUAAUAAAAGGUCAACUUAUCAAUCACACAGAAAAUCUAGAGUGCAACUAUAUAACAAGAAUGAAGAUAUUGCUGAUUGACUCAAAUAUUCGCCAGGAAAAGUGGACUCGAGCGAAACAAAUGUCAACGUUGAAAGCUGAAACUCCUCUCGAGCUUGAGCCUAUAUUAAAUACGUUAGACAACGUAACAAUACAAAUGUAUGAUUGGCUCCACUUAAUAAACAAUAGACGCGAAGAUCCCAAUUUGGUUAAUUAUUAUCGGCGUAACAAUUCAGUACAGCGAUCCUUCCAACUGAUUCACUUAUUAUUGAAGCAAUAUAAUUUAUCGAAUGAGAUCUUCAAUCGUAUUUGUGAAACUGCGAACAAUUUUGGAUUCGAGGGACUUAUAGGUUUUGGAACUCGAUAUGUAUACAUUUUAAUACCACCGAGCAUUACAAACGACGAAAUCGAGGAAAUAUCGAUGGUAUUAAAAUUUAAAAAUUUUGAUGUUAUAAAUACUAGCAUCAGUUGUGAGGGAAUGAAACUUGACGAAUGAUUAAUCUAAAAUUAUCGAUUAUUAUGUAUAAAUGACUAAUAAUAAGUAUAUUAUGUAUAAAUGACAAAUGACUAAAUGUAAGAAAUAUGUGACAUAAGAUUAUUAGCUUGAUCACUACUUAAUCACUUAAUUAAUAGUAGU
Molecule: messenger RNA, 948 nt
Organism: Nylanderia fulva
Lineage: Eukaryota; Metazoa; Arthropoda; Insecta; Hymenoptera; Formicidae
Biological process (GO): isoprenoid biosynthetic process; isopentenyl diphosphate biosynthetic process, mevalonate pathway; cholesterol biosynthetic process
Cellular component (GO): cytoplasm; cytosol
Molecular function (GO): ATP binding; mevalonate kinase activity
Source: RefSeq, a predicted model, not a curated record